UGGUAACAGUAGGGUCGUUAAACACGGCUGGCUGUAAGGAACGGAAGUACUGGGAAGAAGACACAAGUCAUGAUUUCUGCCUGUUUUUGCUAGGUUUUUAGAUUUUGUAUUUGUUGAACCGUAGAGGACUAUUUAUUUAGUCUUUUUAUUUUCCAGCGAGAUGGAGCAGCCGGUGCCUAAAAAUAAACUGAAGAAGCUUAGUGAAGACAGUCUCACCAAGCAACCAGAAGAAGUCUUUGAUGUCCUUGAAAAACUUGGUGAAGGGUCCUAUGGAAGUGUAUUCAAAGCAAUCCAUAAAGAAUCAGGCCAAGUGGUGGCCAUUAAACAGGUUCCUGUGGAGUCGGACCUGCAGGAGAUCAUCAAGGAGAUCUCCAUUAUGCAACAAUGUGACAGUCCCUAUGUGGUUAAAUACUAUGGAAGUUAUUUUAAAAACACAGACCUGUGGAUUGUGAUGGAGUACUGUGGCGCUGGCUCUGUAUCUGAUAUCAUCCGGUUACGUAACAAAACACUCACAGAAGACGAGAUUGCUACUAUCCUAAAAUCUACAUUGAAAGGUCUUGAGUAUCUGCACUUUAUGAGAAAGAUCCAUAGAGACAUCAAAGCUGGGAAUAUUCUUCUCAAUACUGAGGGACAUGCUAAACUGGCAGACUUCGGAGUGGCUGGACAGCUUACUGACACGAUGGCUAAGAGGAACACUGUGAUCGGCACACCGUUCUGGAUGGCACCGGAGGUGAUUCAGGAGAUCGGGUAUAAUUGUGUGGCAGAUAUCUGGUCGCUGGGUAUCACGUCUAUAGAAAUGGCAGAGGGCAAACCUCCUUACGCGGACAUUCAUCCAAUGAGAGCGAUUUUUAUGAUUCCAACGAAUCCACCCCCAACAUUCCGGAAACCCGAGCUGUGGAGUGACGAUUUCACAGACUUUGUAAAGAAAUGUUUAGUGAAGAACCCAGAGCAGAGAGCUACAGCUACUCAACUGUUACAGCAUCCCUUUAUAACGAGUGCUAAACCAGUGACCAUUCUGAGGGACCUGAUCACAGAAGCGAUGGAGAUGAAGGCAAAGAGACAACAGGAGCAGCAGCGUGAGCUGGAAGAGGAGGAUGACAACUCGGAGGAAGAGGUGGAAGUGGACUCUCACACCAUGGUGAAGUCUGGCUCAGAAAGUGCCGGCACCAUGAGAGCCACAGGCACUAUGAGUGACGGCGCUCAGACCAUGAUCGAGCACGGCAGCACCAUGCUGGAGUCAGACCUGGGCACCAUGGUCAUCAACAGCGACGAGGAAGACGAGGAUGAAGAUGUGGGCUCAAUGAGAAGAAAUCCAACCGUUCCACAAGGCCAACGUCCAUCUUUCAUGGAUUACUUUGACAAGCAGGACUCAAACAAAGCACAGGAGAGUUAUAAUCACAACCAGCAGGACCCUUAUCACAUGCCCAAGACUGCUUUCCCAGACAACUGGAAAGUACCACAAGAUGGAGACUUUGAUUUUCUGAAAAACCUCGACUUUGAGGAGCUGCAGAUGCGCCUCAGUGCUUUGGACCCCAUGAUGGAGCGGGAAAUCGAGGAGCUGCGGCAGCGCUACACAGCUAAGAGGCAGCCCAUUCUCGAUGCCAUGGAUGCCAAGAAGCGCCGGCAACAAAACUUUUAAGACUGACUCCAGGAAGAAAGCAAGUACAUUAAGAAAGAAAAAAAAAAAAGAACUGGCAGGCCAGAUUAUUUCCCCUCUUUACAGUCUUAUAUUCAGUUUCUGAUGCUGAGCCUCUUACUGUACACCCUCAGCUGCUGAUUAGCCGCAGGAGCAUCUAGCUAAGUAUUAGAAUGCUGUACAUUAUUUCUAGGGAAUUUAUCUGAGGCCUGAGCCUUGUUUUCAACGGUUGCACUGUGUACAAUAACAAAUACAGCAACAUUUAAGGUUAAAGUGUAAAGGGUAAGAAAUGGCAGCAAAUCAAGAGAGUCAGUUGAUGUGAUGAAACAUUCUCAACCUCCAAUGAGCUGGAAUUCCUGUGUAAGGUAGUGAAGGCUUUCAUUUAGCAGACCCAAGUCUAACUGAUCUACAAAUCUUUACACUUAUUCAGAUCUCACCUAGAUGACGCUUGUGCACAAGAGAACAUAACCACCACCAGAAACGUGUGAAAAAUGUCUUUCACAUCUCACAUCUCAACACCUUUCCUCUCAGUAAAUUGGGUCAGUUUUAUUCACCAUUGGUCAGACCACUGUUUUAUCUGAAAACAUAUCUCUCAUAUCGCCAUAGCAAGGAGUCACAGAUGCGGUGUCUAAACCAGGCAUUCCCAAACUUGGUGUUGCGACCCCGUAUGAGGAUUUACAAAUGGGGUCCCAAGAAAAACUCAACAGCUCCUCUUUUGUCUCAUUCAUUUAUUUAAACAAAUUGAUAUUAGAAAUAUUAAAGAGGAUUUUGUGUGAUAAUAUAAGCCACAUGUAAAUGAACAACUAUAUAUUAUUUUAGUAUUUUUCCACUAUAAUGACAUGCUGCACUAGCGUAGGUCAGCAAUAAUAAUGGGCAAGCCUUCAUUAAACAAGCUAGCAUCAUGUCUCAUCACGUGUAAUAUUCUAGACUGUUACUGAGUACUAAUACUAAUCAGUUCAGCUUAUUUUGUCACAUUUAAACCUUCUGUAAGCUCUGUUUUACAUACUUGUGUUCAAAAGCAAAUAUUUUUCAGUAUACAGUCAGAGUUUUGGAUUUGAGAUGAUUAAUAAUCAUAAUGAUGCUGGAAAGUUUUAAAAAGAGACAGAGCUGAUCAGACUGUUUAAUAGCUGUGCAUAAUAUCACUAAUUAGUGUGUUGAUUGAGGUGUCAUCUUGUGAACGUUGCUUGCAAAUUCCCUGGAUGUGCCUAAUAUACAAACCGGGGUGUGUAAAUUAUAAUACUGCUCAUGUUACCACUGCUUCCACAUGUACAGGCAAAAUCAGAUUCCUCUGCUUCACAGAUCAUUUAUAACAACAGAACUGGCCAGUAAAUCAGUGCAAGGAAGAUUUCUUUGUUCUUUAGUCAUUUACAUUACACAUACACUAUACCGAUCAGGCAUAACA
Molecule: messenger RNA, 3038 nt
Organism: Hemibagrus wyckioides
Lineage: Eukaryota; Metazoa; Chordata; Actinopteri; Siluriformes; Bagridae
Gene: stk3
Product: serine/threonine kinase 3 (STE20 homolog, yeast)
Exons: 11
Coding region: 161-1639 (492 amino acids)
Biological process (GO): protein phosphorylation; regulation of MAPK cascade; protein tetramerization
Cellular component (GO): cytoplasm
Molecular function (GO): protein serine/threonine kinase activity; ATP binding
Source: RefSeq, a predicted model, not a curated record